AUGUAAAAAUAUUAGGCAGCAAUUAUAGGCAAGAAGUCCAACUAACCUGACAUAAAUUGGACUGAUUUUAACUGGCCUCCACUUAUUAAGAUCUUUCAUUUCGACUUGAGUGAAUUACAAGAUCCGUAUAAAUCAUUAGCACGUCUUCUUUACAUUUCCUAUCUAUUAAUAUUCGGCACAACAUGCUUGAAUCUGUUGGAUAGCUUUAUUUAAGCUGGAGUGGGAUAUCCCAAAAUCAGAAUAUUAUAUGGAUUUCUCAAUAUCUUCAUAUUUAACGGAAUCCAAAUGUACAUAUUUUACAGAGGAUACAAGGGACUGUGUGCUGAUUAAUCUUUAUUAAAAUGGUAUAAGAUUCUACACUUGGUGGCUGGAAUCUUGUGGUUGAUAGUAAGUAUCAUAGAUGCUUUGGGUUGGAAUGGGUUUGUAAGAGCAGCCUACUUUGGAGAUCAAGGCGAAGGAGGAUUAGUGUUCCUCUCCAUCAUGGAAAGCUUAGGAUUUUUGUUUAGUUUCAUUCUAGCUCCAGUCUGUAUUUAUAAAGUCCAUACCUUUGUGUUUGAUACUAUAGAAAUGACAGAUAAAUUAUGA
Paramecium tetraurelia is the source of this 585-nucleotide messenger RNA. RefSeq lists its product as uncharacterized. Lineage: Eukaryota; Ciliophora; Oligohymenophorea; Peniculida; Parameciidae. Gene Ontology annotation, biological process: protein transport. Gene Ontology annotation, cellular component: membrane. The record is from RefSeq and is a predicted model, not a curated record. The transcript is spliced from 2 exons.